AUGACGAUUAAUCAGCGGUCCAUCCAUGCAUAUGCUCAAGGUGUUUCUGUGGCAGAAGGAAUGCUCCGCAGCAACCCGAAAACCAACUGCACCUGGAGGGACCUUGGUUGUGACCAUGGAGAGGUUAUCACUCUGCCACGCGAUGCACUUCAAAUGUGGCAAAAUGAGUUCUACAGGGAUACUGGUAACUACUGUGGGCCUGUGCCUCAGUAUGUCACCAAGAACGCGACUGAAGGCCGUUCCUUGGUGCGCCAAAAGAGUCAUGUCACGAUGCAGAACCCAUAG
This is a messenger RNA of Penicillium arizonense, 285 nucleotides long. RefSeq lists its product as uncharacterized. The record is from RefSeq and is a predicted model, not a curated record. The transcript is spliced from 2 exons. Bases 1 to 285 code for a protein of 94 amino acids. Lineage: Eukaryota; Fungi; Ascomycota; Eurotiomycetes; Eurotiales; Aspergillaceae.